AUGGAUCCUCGGGCGUUGUCGAACUUCCUUCGAGCUGCCGCCAAGCUGCACGAAUCAGAGCCGGAGGUCCUGCAGACGGUGCCAUGGCUCGCAAGGUGCAUACCAGAGACGGUUGAGAGCAUGGUUCCUCAACACUUGUCGAACUGCCUUUGGGCUGCCGCGCGUUUGCAGGAAUUAGAGCCGGAGGUGCUGAAAGCUGUGCCAUCACUCGCCAAGCGCAUACCGCAGAGGAGUUUCGACAUGAAGCCUCAGCACUUGUCGAACUGCCUUUGGGCUGCCGCCAAGCUGCAGGAAGCAGAGCCAGACAUCCUCGAAGCUGUCCCAUCACUCGCCGAGGGCGUAGUCCAGAAGGUGGAAUGCAUGGAUCCCCAGGCAAUUUCAAAUUGUCUUUGGGCCGCCACGCGUCUUCACGAAUCAGAGCCGCUGGUCCUUCAAGCUGUGCCAUCGCUCGCAGGGUGCAUGCAGACGAAAGUAGAGAGCAUGACUCCGCAGCACUUGUCCAACUGCCUGUGGGCUGCUGCCAGCCUGCAGGAAGCAGAGCCGGAGGUCCUUCAAGCUGUGCCAUCGCUGGCAAAGUGCAUGCAGACGAAAGUGGAGAGCAUGACUCCGCAGCUCUUGUCCAACUGCCUGUGGGCUGCUGCCAGCCUGCAGGAAGCAGAGCCGGAGGUCCUUCAAGCCGUGCCAUUGUUCGCAAAGUGCAUGCGGACGAGCGUGGAGAGCAUGAACCCCUCAGCAUUGUCCAACUGUCUGUGGGCUGCUGCCAAGCUGCAGGAAGCCGCGCCGGAUGUCCUUCAAGCUGUGCCAUCGCUCGCAAAGUGCAUGCAGACGAACGUGGAGAGCAUGACUCCACAGCACUUGUCCAACUGCCUGUGGGCUGCUGCCAGCCUGCAGGAAGCAGAGCCGGAGGUCCUUCAAGCCGUGCCAUCGCUCGCAAAGUGCAUGCGGAGGAAAGUGGAGAGCAUGAACCCCUCAGCAUUGUCCAACUGUCUGUGGGCUGCUGCCAAGCUGCAGGAAGCCGCGCCGGAUGUCCUUCAAGCUUUGCCAUCGCUCGCAAAGUGCAUGCAGACGAACGUGGAGAGCAUGACUCCGCAGCACUUGUCCAACUGCCUGUGGGCUGCUGCCAAGCUGCUUGAAGCAGAGCCGGAGGUCCUUCAAGCUGUGCCAUCGCUCGCAGAGGGCAUAGUCCAGAAGGUGGAAUGCAUGGAUCCCCAGGCAAUUUCAAAUUGUCUUUGGGCGGCCACGCGUCUUCACGAAUCAGAGCCUCUGGUCCUUCAAGCUGUGCCAUCGCUGGCAAAGUGCAUGCAGACUAAAGUGGAGAGCAUGACUCCGCAGCACUUGUCCAACUGCCUGUGGGCUGCCGCCAGCCUGCAGGAAGCAGAGCCGGAGGUCCUUCAAGCCGUGCCAUCGCUCGCAAAGUGCAUGCGGACGAAAGUGGAGGGCAUGAACCCCUCAGCAUUGUCCAACUGCCUGUGGGCUGCUGCCAAGCUGCAGGAAGCCGCGCCGGAGGUCCUUCAAGCUGUGCCAUCGCUCGCAAAGUGCAUGCAGACGAAAGUGGAGAGCAUGGAUCCGUCGGCUUUGUCCAACUGCCUGUGGGCUGCCGCACUCCUGCAGCGCUCCGAUGUAUCGGAUUUCUUUAACUUCAUACCGUCGAUUACCUCCAAGAGUCUUCGGACAGCAGCUGCCAUGGCAGUACCACAUCUGGAGGUGUCCGUGUGGGCAGCAAAUGAGCUUGGCGAGCUCGACUUGGAAGCCGCUCUGCAGGCAGAGCUUGCUCGGCGCAGCGUCUACAGCAAACUCUAG
Symbiodinium sp. CCMP2592 is the source of this 1800-nucleotide messenger RNA. The record is from the annotation of a GenBank genome assembly. Lineage: Eukaryota; Dinophyceae; Suessiales; Symbiodiniaceae.